This is a messenger RNA of Oppiella nova, 1307 nucleotides long. NCBI's taxonomy places the organism in Eukaryota, Metazoa, Arthropoda, Arachnida, Sarcoptiformes, Oppiidae. The record is from the annotation of a GenBank genome assembly.
UGAGUGACUCAUAUUUCUCACUGUUUUUUAUUUGUAAAUACAUUUCCAUUAGAUUACAACUCAAAUGUCAUUAAAAUUAUUACAUAACAUAAUAAGUGAUUAUCAGAGAGAUUAAGUCAACAAUAAAUGCAAUCAUUUUAUCAUCUGUUUAAUUAAAUUGUCGAUUAAAUAGGAAAUUGUUUUCAUACCAAAUAUUAAUUGUUUUUUAAAAAACGCCUAGCUAUGUUUUAAUCGAAACUAAAUCUUAAUUUGAAAGAUUAGUUUAAAUUUAUAGUUAUCUUGAGAUUAAACUUCGUGAAGGAAUGGAUAGAAAGUGCGGUGAUAUCGAGGUGGAGGACGUGUAUGAUUUGGCGGCAGAGAUAGGCGACGAGUUCCAGAAGGUGAUCACCGGUCAUGGCUCGGAGUUAGUGAAGCAUUUGAUGCCGAAAGUGAUCCGCGUGUUGGAGCACUUGGAGAUGAUUACGAUCCUGAAGGAGGACUUCGACUCCAAGACGGAUACACUGAAGCACACGAUCUUCGAGUUGGAGAACGACAAGAGGGAGAGGGCUCUCAAUCUCAACAAAUACGAGCUCGAGAUGGAGUCCAUCGAAGAGAACUGGAGGAAGGAGAACCUACAGCUCACCCAAUGUGUCAGUCAAUUGCAACACCAGAAUCUCAGACUCAGUAAUCGUUUGGUGGACAGCCAGCAGACACUCUCGCAGUCGUUGACAGAUCUUCAAAAGAGGGGACAAAUGGAAAUCGAUUCCGAGAUCUUCGCGUUGAAAGAGUCCAUCAGAAGAAGCGAACAAAAAGUGGAAUCAAUUACGAAGGAAAUGGACUCAAAGAACGCUGAGAUUGAAAGACUUUCGGAUCAAUUGGAUGAAGUAAUGCAACAAAACCGAGAUCUGAGGCGACGAGUGAAACACAAUAAGUACCAAAUGCUGCAGUUGUCCGAAGCCAGAGCUGAUCCCAAUUAUAAGGAUCUGAUGGGAAUGUCUGAACACAUUUUGCUCGCUAAUAACGAUGAUCUGGAUAUGUUUGACGAACACAAACCAUUCACAAUGAGCGAACUCCGAAACAUUCUUCUGGAGAGAAAUUAUGUCAAAAAGCGUCUCAAAGAGUUGGAGGAAGAGGUGAUGCGCUUAAAGCCGCCGGAGAUUAAACCCGCAGAAAGUCUGGAGAAUUCAAUACACGAGACCACACUUGAGCUAAACUCGGAUGACCUGGUCGUGGAGGGACCCAUCAAUCGGGAACCGGACGACAAGCUCUUCCCCAGAAAACAGUCACAAAACAAAAUUCUUCGUUUGUAUGUCUUAUUUGAUUUGUAG